CUCCGUUACGCAACACGCAAGACAACCUGAAGAUCUCAUUGUCACUGCUUGGGCGACGAGGAUGGACGUCAAACCCAGCGUCUGCGUUGGAAGCCCGUGCACUGGAGAGUAAAUGCACGCAAAACAUGCCUCGCCUCGUCCGUCGAACGCCCCUGCUAGAACGUAUGAAAGCUUACCUCGACCCAUACGACCUUCUGCUGUGGUUUGCGGAGGAGCUGAAUGACGAUGUGUACGACGAGUGGCUGCAAGCAUGGGCAACACCAAUCGGCGUUGCUUUCAAUAUAAUCUUCAUCCUCGCACGCGGAGCUAGCAAGGCCGGUCAAGUUCGAAGCAGAGACGAUGUGUUCGGCGAGGCAGGAAGCAGCGGAUGGCUCGCCUGGUUUGCCACCUUCCUUGUGCACUCGCUGACCCUGCUUUGCUGCAUCAACACCCUCUUCACGUUCCUGCGAAGGCGCAACUACCGCCUUUUCGAGCAGCCGGUUGACGUUGCUCCUGCGACGCCAUCCGCACACCGAGUUCGUGUAGAUAGUUCACCAAUGAGUUCCUCGCCGUUACGGUAUCUGCGCAGCGUCAUUGACUCGGUCACGUCAAGAAAACGAGGGUCUCCGGAUGCCGAGCGUGAGGUCUGGGAAUUGGCCCUUUGGGAUCCCAAACCAUUCAAUCUUACACUAUUCACGCUGUUCUCGCCAGGCCAUCUCCUGCUUUACUGCUCGCUGUUGCCACCGGCACGCUCGGAUACAAGACCGUCGGUCACGGUAGCUACAGCAUUGGGAUUUGGCGCCCUACUCUCACUACAGCUAAUGCUGCUCAAAUACUCGUUCAGCCAGCAGUCUAAAGACGCCACUCUUGUUCAUGGCGAGGUCAUGAACGAGUACGAUACGAAGUUUGUUCGACCUUCGCUGAACAGACCGGUGCGUGAUGUCGGCACCCAGACGCGCGAGAGCACUACGUCGCCACGCGGUGUGAGGACUCGCGAGGUCGACGUGUACACGCCGACCACCAUCGUUAACCGUGGCUUCAGAACAAACCCGAAUCCAAACUAUGCCCGUCACUUUGACCCGGACAACCAAAGCGCAACUGAAGAACAGCGAACACAAAGAGCGCCCGCGGCAUCCUUGCUGGCAACACCGAACAACGGUCCAUAUGUCAACGGCUCCGUGCAAUCAUCCUAUUUUCGACCUAGCGCAUACGCAAGCGCAAGCGACUUCUCAUCGCCUUUAAAGCCGCACCAUGAGCGCUCACAGCCGAGCCGAGGCGAUGGAGGCAGCAUGGGCAUCUACAGUCAUGCAGCCAGUCCAAUGCGGAAGGCUGCUGACAGCAAUCACUUGCGGCCCGCUACGAACGGUGCGCCUGUGAGACAAGGCAGUCCACUCAAGCGCAUGAACACGCCUGGUGGUGCGCUCGGGGCGAAUCGUGACAGCGCAGUUCGACGCGAUACGGGGCGUUUCUAGUCGUUCGUUCCAGUCACUCCAGCGAAGCGUGCUCUUCAAAGCUGCCGCGGUGAUUUAUGAUGUAAAGGUAGAAUAGCUAGUGUACAUGCCAUGACUGAACUGGAAAUCUGUCUCUCGUGCAGUGCCCUGGUGGCAGGCACUUAUUCUAUGACUCGCAAAAGAACGGG
This is a messenger RNA of Baudoinia panamericana UAMH 10762, 1618 nucleotides long. RefSeq lists its product as uncharacterized. Lineage: Eukaryota; Fungi; Ascomycota; Dothideomycetes; Mycosphaerellales; Teratosphaeriaceae. Gene Ontology annotation, biological process: maintenance of rDNA; regulation of exit from mitosis. The transcript has 2 exons. The coding region runs from base 126 to 1451 and encodes 441 amino acids. The record is from RefSeq and is a predicted model, not a curated record.